Molecule: messenger RNA, 2720 nt
Organism: Pangasianodon hypophthalmus (striped catfish)
Lineage: Eukaryota; Metazoa; Chordata; Actinopteri; Siluriformes; Pangasiidae
Product: uromodulin-like
Exons: 11
Coding region: 148-2250 (700 amino acids)
Cellular component (GO): membrane
Molecular function (GO): calcium ion binding
Source: RefSeq, a predicted model, not a curated record
UUUAUAUCAUAGCUUGAUUAACAACUCUUCUGUUGUUAUGGGGCCUCCACCCUGUUUCUCUGAUCCCAUAAAUACAGAAAUCACAGCGGUGACAGGAAACUUCACUGGCGGGCCAUCUGUUUGUCCAAAAAGAGAGAAGUUCACAGAAUGGCAAAAUCUUGGACAGUACUUGCCCUGCUCUUCAUAACAGCUUUUCCAUCUUACGGCUCAGGUUUGGUGGUAGUCACUUCCUGCAAUGCGUGCCAUAAGCAUGCCUCCUGUGCACCCGUGCUGAAAGAAACUCCCCCUCAGGCUGAGUCCUUCCCUCCCACAUUCACCUGUUCCUGCACUGAUGGGUUCUCCGGUAAUGGCAUCACAUGCUAUAACAUCUCGGCAUGUAAUACGCCUGGGGCCUCCUGCUGCACUGAUGGGUACCGCUGGUCUAAACAUGGCUGCGUUGACAUUGAUGAGUGUUCUGCUGAGAAGAGUCCCUGCACUGCUCCACUACAGUGUAAAAAUAGACCCGGGUCUUUUGCCUGUCUGCCUCCGGUUGAUACCAUACUAAAUGUUGAGCUAGCCUCUAACCAGCUGAGCUGUGGGGGUGAGGUGUGCAGCUCAGGCCAGGACUGCAUCAGUUUAAAUGGAGCUGAACGCUGUGCCGACCCCUGCCAGCACUACACCAUUCUGGACGACCCAUGGCGUUCCACUGCCUUGAAGACAAGUGGUACAGUGCACUGCGAUGUGGGUAUCAACUGGUAUGGCUGGUACAGGAUGUACCUGGGCAAUGCCAGUGUCCAGAUGCCUGAGAGAUGCAUCCCACCCAACACAUGUGGCACAAAUUCCCCUAUUUGGCUCAAGACACCCCCUCCGUCACAGUCAGAAGGCGUGGUGCAGGCCACUGUGUGUGGGAGCUGGACAGAAGGCUGCUGUAACUUUGAGUUCUCCAUCGGUGUCAAAGCCUGCCCCGGAAACUACUAUGUCUACAAAUUUGUCUCACCACCUCUGUGCUUCAUGGCAUAUGCAGCAGAUGCCAACUCAGCAGUGUGUGACACCUGCAGCAUGGGAGAGUCCUGUGUCAGUGCAGACAAGAUCACCUGGACGUGCAAGACUCAAGCUCCAGACCCAGUGCGUCUUGCUGGCGGCAGUAACAGAUGUGAGGGCAGAGUGGAGCUGUACCAUGACGGACAGUGGGGCACAGUGUGUGACGACGGCUGGAACAUGAACAAUGCUGAGGUGGUGUGUAGGCAGAUAGGUUGUGGCAGGGCCAUUUCCGCACCCAUGAAUGCAUUCUUCGGCCCUGGGUCUGGUCCCAUCUGGCUGGAUAACACAGACUGCACAGGCACUGAGUCCUUCCUGGUAGACUGCAGACACAAUGGCUUUGGGAGUCACAACUGUGUCCACAGCGAGGAUGCUGGAGUGAUCUGUGAAGGUGUAUCCCCUGAGCUGGUGUGUAACAGGACAGUGAUGUUGCUGGGGAUUCCAGACAACUUCAGAGUUUCCAGAUCCCUCGACCCUUCAUCAGGUCAUCUGGCAGACCCAAGCUGCACGGCUAGGCAUGAGAUCAACGGCACUGUGUGGUACGAGGUGCAAAGCCAAGCGGGUUUGUGUGGAAACGUGCUGAGGACAAACAGUACCGAGGCAAUCUACUCCAACAUUCUAUACCUCUACCCUGUAAAUAUCUCUACAUUUGCACUGCCCACGGCAUUCCCCUUCUCCUGCAUUUACCCCCUGGACUCUCUCGCAAACUUGGAUGUGGCACUAAACCCCUUUCUGCCGAUGCAGGAGUCAGGUCUGGUUGGUUUCGGCCCCAGUGCCCAUGCUUCCAUGUUCCUGUUCCAUGAUGACAACUUCACAUCGCCAUACCCACCUGGGCCUGUAACACUACCCGUUGGCACUCCACUCUAUGUGGGUUUGAAUGUGCAGGAGGUGGAGUCUGCUCGGUUCAAUGUAGUUAUUGAGGAGUGCUAUAUUACAGACACACCAGAUGCUAAUAGCACUGAAAGAUAUUACCUUAUUCAAAACCGUUGUUCCAGUAACCUGCGUGAUGUGGCAGUGAAUGAGAAUGGCAUGUCUGAGAGGGCACGCUUCACUGCUCUGCUUUUCCUGUAUCUGGGCAACUAUAACGAAAUGUUCCUGCAGUGCCACUUCUCCCUGUGUGAUAGAACGACAGACUCUUGCUCUGCGAGGUGUCAGACCAGAUCCACUCGCUCCAUCUCCAACCACAAGUCUCUCACCAUCGGCCCAAUUACCUGGACCAAAGAAGGACAGUAACCUGAUCUACACUGGACCAACCUAAAUGCAAAUGUUCAUGUUUCUAAGGACCAAAUCAUGCUGAAAUUAUCAGGGACAUGUGUAACUGCAUGAUUAAGUAGCUCGGGACAUAGGGCGUAGUCUGCAGUGGCACUGUUGGGCCCUUGAACAAGGCUCUUAAACCUCAACUGCUCAACUGUAUAAAACGAGAUAUUAACCUCACAGUUUAAGAUAUUAUAACAAUAAUGUGUUUAACACAUGACCACGCUGGUAAAACAUUAUUCCUCACUUUUGUAGACUUACUUUUCUAAAGUUUCAUGUAAAUCCUGUCCAAAUAAUGAACAGAAUAAUGUGAUUCCCUUCACGGAGAAGAAUGGAAAAAGGAAUAAUUCUGGGUUAAAUCUAGUGGGAAUUGAUUAGCAUUCUUUUAAUGUCAACCUUCAUUUUAUGUUUGAUUUAAUAUUUUCUAAUAUAAUAAAUUAAUACAUUAA